Messenger RNA from Xenia sp. Carnegie-2017, 1084 nucleotides. Its product is annotated as ras-related C3 botulinum toxin substrate 1-like. The record is from RefSeq and is a predicted model, not a curated record. The transcript has 6 exons. NCBI's taxonomy places the organism in Eukaryota, Metazoa, Cnidaria, Anthozoa, Malacalcyonacea, Xeniidae. Gene Ontology annotation, cellular component: cell projection; cytoplasmic vesicle; cytoskeleton. Bases 433 to 1059 code for a protein of 208 amino acids. Gene Ontology annotation, molecular function: protein kinase binding; GTPase activity; GTP binding. Gene Ontology annotation, biological process: regulation of cell shape; actin filament organization; cortical cytoskeleton organization.
GAAGAACAUAAAAAUUGCACUUCAAAGCAAUGAGCUAUUGCGGUCCAUGGUCAGGCAACAUAAAUUAUAACCGCUGUUUUUAAAUUCAAAAUAUCUUUAGGACUAUUGGUUAAAUAGUUAAAUACUGCAAAUGAACGGGCUGUUGUAAUUUAUUUUAACGCUAGUCCGCUACUGCGAUUAACAACUUUUGUUAAAUACUUUAUCAUUGUCGUUGACGUCGAUGAUGGCCUUGUAUGCAUCGUCAUUCAUGACGUCAUGACAUUCGCGUCUUGUAUCCACUUGUAGCAACUAGCGGAGUCAUUCUGUGCCAAUAUUCUGUAUAUCGCUGUCAAAUCAUAUAAACAACGAAAAUAUUACAAAACCUGUCUAAUAUCCUGAAGGAUAACAAAAUUUCACCGAUGACUGUUUCGAUUUACUGGUCAAAAAAUAAGUAUGGCCCAAAUUGAACAACAAACAAUAAAGAUCGUUAUUGUUGGCGAUGGCGCAGUUGGAAAAACAACGUUAGUGUUGACAUAUGUAGACGGUGUCGUGCCAGGAGAAUACAUUACCUACGUCGCAGAGAAGUGUACAAAAUCCCGUUUCUUUAAUGGAGUGCCCUUUUUGUUGGAGAUUUGGGACACACCCGCUCAAGAUGGAUAUGAUCGUCUGAGACCAACUUGUUACACAAACACGGAUGUGUUUUUUCUAUGUUUUUCUAUUGCCGAGCCUGUUUCUCUUAAAAGUAUUACUGAGAAGUGGUUUUCAGAAGUAAGCCAUCAUUGUCCAAACACACCCGUCUUUCUCGUUGGUACAAAAGUUGAUCUGCGAAACGAUGAGAACGUGCUUGAAUUAUUGAAAUUACGCGGCUCCACUCCUGUCACAAUCGAGCAAGGCCUGGAGACGAAGGAAAGCAUUGGCGCAUGUCAUUAUAUCGAAUGCUCUUCGUUAAAUGGUGAUAACUUAGAAAACGUGUUUGAUGAUGUUUUGCGUUUCAUACAAGCAAAGAAACGCACAAAAAGAGCUCAAAAUGUGUCGUUUCGUGACAUCAUUCCUAAAAAUGUAAUUACGUAUAUAUUUUAAAUAUUAAUUACUUUCAACACCGGUA